Molecule: messenger RNA, 775 nt
Organism: Thrips palmi
Lineage: Eukaryota; Metazoa; Arthropoda; Insecta; Thysanoptera; Thripidae
Exons: 5
Coding region: 92-709 (205 amino acids)
Source: RefSeq, a predicted model, not a curated record
UAUCCUGCCAAUAGUAUGUAAACAACCUUGCUGCCGACCAAAUUGUAACCUGUCCAGAACCUGUCUGUAGUUCUUACCAUCAUAGGGGAAAAUGUAUGACAAGUCUGCCUGUUUAAUUAUUGUGCUCAUAGCUUUUUAUUUGGGCACAGAAUCUACUUUUUCUGAGGAAAACAUGGAGAAUAUUCACAAACAUGGAGAUCCUCAAACAGCUUCAUUCAUUGCUGCAAGAAUGAAACAUUUGACAGCUGUCAAUGAACUAAAGCAGGUGAAAAAUGCAGUAAAACAACACCAAUUAGUUUUGGACUUAUUUAAGAAGGUUUUUAAAAUUCUUGAUGAAAGCAGAAAAUUAGUCGCUAGCAUUGAAAGUCGGGCUGACAUGACGAAAAAAGCGUCACAAUAUGUUGUCAAUUAUUUGGAGAACAUUGCAUUCUUCUGUGAUUUGUUGGUCUUCUUCCCUGAAAUAACUGUUAGGCACUUGGAUGCUAAUCUUCUGUGGAGAGUUACAUUGAUUGAUAGCAUCCAAGAUGCAACAUCUUUCAAUAUUAACUUUGUUGAUGAUACAACUCAAGCACAGUUCGAGAAGGCAUAUUCAAUUUUGAGUGAAGGAGCAUCCUAUCAAAAUGAACCAAAUCAACCACCUGAAGUUAAAAAGAAUACAGAAUCGAAAAAGACUAAGAGAAGACCUCGCAUGUCUUCGAAUGAACUGUGAUAUGUUGACCAUGAUGUAACUGCUGUUCACAAUAUGAAGAGUAGUAAAGGUUAACCACAAGCUGUU